Molecule: messenger RNA, 1509 nt
Organism: Psilocybe cubensis
Lineage: Eukaryota; Fungi; Basidiomycota; Agaricomycetes; Agaricales; Agrocybaceae
Exons: 1
Coding region: 1-1509 (502 amino acids)
Source: RefSeq, a predicted model, not a curated record
AUGGUCCAACACCCCAAACCGAAAUUAAAACCGAACAGGACAGACCCAGUGACUAAUCAUCAGCAGAAAGAGGAACACUUCGCCACGGAGGGAUACGAAAGCAAUGGUUCGGAUGAUGAUAACGCUGAAUGGGAGGACGAAGAGAUCCACACCUCACAGUACCAGAAAACUCCACUUGUAGCAUCAAAGAGCCCACGAACAGGUGGCGCCGUGAAGACGAGCCUCCGUAAACGCAAGAAAGCAAUCCAAACUAUCCGUUCUAACAAAGAAACAAACCUCCCAUCUACCUCACCGUCACCCAAAUCUGAACUCGAUCAACAAGAUGCUAAAGAAGAAAACACGUUCAUUUCUUACAAAGAUAUGCAAAAUGCAGCAAAAGUGGGCCUUUUCUCCACAGGAAAAUACCUAUAUGAGAUCUCCGCAACUGUGUUUCGCCUCCUCCGCCCUCUAUUUUCACUCCUUGUAGUCCUUCUGGUACUCUCUUUCAUCAUCGGACGUAUCUCGAGCACUCUUUAUUCCACGUUCUAUCCGAUCUGCUAUAUCCCAGGCAUCUCAAGUAGUCCUAUCUGCCGUCCUUUGGAACCCGUUAUCCCGACAGCCAAAAAGCAAGCUAAAUGGCCAGACUUUCCGAAACUGGUCGAGGUUCAGAGUAAAACAUUUGAACAGUUGCUAAGUGAGUCUAUUGGAGGACCGGCGCUCUCGAUGGAACUGCAGAGUGCACAAAUGGCUACGAAGGACUUGGCGGUCUUGGUGAAGCAUAGCUCAUUGUCAAGCAAGGACAAACUUGUGGGGAUCUUGAAAGAUAUAGCUAGUGACGCCAAAGUCGCAGCAGACCAAUUGGGAAGGUUGACUGCGAAAGUUGGGGGGUCUGUCGAUAACAUUAUGGCGGCAAAUGAUUGGGCUUUAUCGCGAAUUGAGGAGGCUAGAGCAAACGAGCCGUCUCCAUGGUCUCUUCGUGGGACAGUUCCUUGGAUGAAGCCAAAAUACACUCUCCAUGAGGUGAUCACAACAACCUUCGACGAUGCCAUGGACGUAAUGUCUCGCCAAAUGGAACGACUGAUCACUGAAGCCGGGAGUAACCUCCAAAAUCUAAACGUCCUCGAAGAACGCUUGACAACUUUUUAUGAUGUCUAUCACCGCGAGAACAUUGAACAAUCGGCUGCUAAAGAGGAGGUCCUUGCCGAGCUCUGGACAAUUUUAGGAGGAAAUCGAGACAGAAUACGAAAUUUCAAUGAUAAUCUGGAGUUGUUGAAAGGUUUGGCGACGUACAAAAAGGAGGCCAUGGCGCAUGUUGUCGCGACUUUGAUGGCAUUGCGUGAUAUGAGGGAUGAGAUGGAAGAUAUGAGAGAGCGAGUCGCCGCUCCGCAUCUACUUGGAGAAAACGUCCCAGUAGAAGUCCACAUAAAGAGUAUUAAAUUAGGGCUCGAAAGGCUGAAAGUGGGAAGAAUUGAAGCGAGGGAACAGGAGAAAAUGAAAUCCCACGAAGUGGCUUCGAAACGCGGUUUGUAG